This is a messenger RNA of Maniola jurtina (meadow brown), 5637 nucleotides long. Its product is annotated as elongation of very long chain fatty acids protein AAEL008004. Gene Ontology annotation, cellular component: endoplasmic reticulum membrane. The coding region runs from base 276 to 1208 and encodes 310 amino acids. Gene Ontology annotation, molecular function: fatty acid elongase activity. Gene Ontology annotation, biological process: fatty acid elongation, polyunsaturated fatty acid; fatty acid elongation, saturated fatty acid; very long-chain fatty acid biosynthetic process. Lineage: Eukaryota; Metazoa; Arthropoda; Insecta; Lepidoptera; Nymphalidae. The record is from RefSeq and is a predicted model, not a curated record. The transcript has 10 exons.
GCCAGUAGCGACCCCACCUGCACAUCGAGCGCAGGCGCAGUUACGUUCCGUUCCGCGAACUUUGCGCGCGAUUCGCGCAUUCGAAACUACAGCGCCCCCACCUCUGUCCGUUUCCUCAGUAUUGGACAAUUACUGUCCCUUCUUGGUUUGUGUUUGUGCUCUAAACUGAACAACUGGAAAAGAAUCACGGCAUUCCGAAACGAUCUCUCUCAGAUAUUAUUACGCUCAACUGUGGAGUGAAUAACUGCCUCAAAACUGGUUUCUAAGAGAAAAAAAUGGCACUUAUUCUUCAAUAUAUAAAUGAUAUGCACUUAUUUAUGGACAAAUAUGGAGAUCCUCGGACGAAUCCAUGGUUCCUGAUGAGUUCACCAUUUCCUACACUUAUGAUAUGUCUAAGUUAUAUUUAUCUAGUCAAGGUUUUUGGUCCCCGUUUUAUGGAAUCAAGAAAACCUUAUGAAUUAAAAAAUUUAUUAGUAUUAUACAACUUUUUGCAAGUAGUGUUCAGUGCAUGGCUGUUUUAUGAGAUCGGGGCCGCGGGCUGGUUCACAGGCAGGUAUAGCUUUCAGUGUCAACCGGUCGACCACUCGAAAAGUCCACAAACAAUGAGGAUGGUACAUGCCUGUUGGUGGUAUUACUUCUCAAAGUUUACGGAAUUCUUUGACACAAUCUUCUUCGUGCUACGUAAGAAGUUCGACCACGUGUCGACGCUGCACGUGAUCCACCACGGCGUGAUGCCCAUGUCGGUGUGGUUCGGCGUCAAGUUCACGCCGGGCGGCCACUCCACGUUCUUCGGGCUGCUCAACACGUUCGUGCACAUCAUCAUGUACAGCUACUACAUGCUGGCCGCCAUGGGCCCGCACAUGCGCCCCUACCUCUGGUGGAAGAAGUACCUCACCACCUUGCAAAUGGUGCAGUUUGUGGGCAUCAUGGUGCACGCGUUCCAGCUGCUGUUCAUCGAGUGUGAUUACCCGCGUGCCUUCGUGUGGUGGAUCGGCAUGCACGCCGUCAUGUUCUUCUUCCUCUUCAAGGACUUCUACAACCAGUCCUACUCCCGACCCAAGGCUCGCGCGAUAUCGCCGCAGCCCAUAACGACGGAGAUCGACGAUUUGAAAAUGGCGUACAAGAACGGAGCAGUGAAGAACGGUUUCAGUAACGGGCACGCGAACGGCCUCGUGCGGGCUCGGACCGUGCUGCCGGCCGGCAACUGACCACGCUACACGCGCCCGUAGACCGACUUAAGAGACGUGAGAUACAUGUGCUGAACUUAUGUUCUCCGUGAAUUUAACAGGGCCAUUGGUGCUAGUUCGGUUGCACAAAUUCUCUAAACUCGUUGGUGCUAAUUCUGUUGUACCAAAUCUCUACACUAAAUUGUUAAUUGACAUAUUCAUUAUUUAGUACCAUCCUUUGCAUAAUUUUUCUAUCAGAAACGGCACCACAUUUUGGACUUGUCAAUUUAGUUAAGAUUUGUGUACAAACGUCUAAGCACCAUACAAGCAACACUAAGAAUUGCUAAGAAAAGUUCAUUAAAUAACGCUCGAACGUUUUUAAACAAAUUUAGACAUUGCUUCAUUACAAUAAGGUGCAAUUUCAAUUGUACGCAAUGGUGACAAAUCCAGACAAAAUUAUAACCGCGUGUGCUUGCUUUGACACUGAGUGUGAUUGUGCGUCUUAUUGCUAUAAUAAGUCAGUAACAAUUAGUGAAAUCUUUUUCACAAUGUUUUGCAAAAAGGAUAGCACUAUUUUAACACCUGUUAAUUUAGUUUUCUAAAGAGAUUUGUGUCCGACCGAAUAGACACCAUUUAUUAAUGUGUUUAAAUCCUAACUAGUUGUGCGGUGAUUUUUGUGAUGUCAAUCCAACACCACUUUUUGUUAAGCCUAACGACCACUGAAAUACACUAGAAAUGGUCGCCGUACAAUGGCAGUUAUUUUUUUGUGUCUGGAACUAAAAAACCUGGAAAUCUUUACACUGUCAAAUGGUCUUCGUGUUGACACUGUUGACAGAUAUCUCAUCAUUAACAUUUCAUUCCGAGUACGCUCCAUGACGCUCACUAUCAGCGCCAAAUGGCAAAAAUCAAAUUGCUUAAUAAACAGGUCGCCAAUCGCAAAUCCAGCGUAGAAUAUUAUUUGAGGUCAGUGCUAAAGACGGAAUACUAAAACGCAUUUUAAUUGCUAAGAAGUGCCGAAAUUCAAAAAAAUUGCUUUCUUUUAAAUAAUACAUAAAAUUAAAGAAUAAUUGUAAUCAUUAAAAUUAAGUGUCUGAUUUUCACAAAUUAUCCAUACAUCAAACAGUCCUUAAGCGUUGGAACGCUCAUUUAGGUAUUAAAAUGCGGUUCAAUAUUCGGCCUUUAGCUUUUUUAACCUCAAGGUAACCUUAGAGAGGACCAAAAUCCGGGUGUAUAUUGGUUAACAUGAUUAAUCAAAUUGUAUUCUUAUUUUUAAAGUUCUUAAAAAAAUACUAUCAGUAACCAGGAUUGGCGUCACAAAUUUACUUUAUGACGGUCACGAGCGAAUUACCUAUUAAUUGACUGCUAUAGCGAAUUAGGGUCAAGGUAUAUUGACGCAGCGUCGAAGCGUCAAAAUCUCUGCGCGCAAUCAGCUACCUUGCUAAAUCAUUCGCUACCACAAUCGGCCGGAUGCAAAUAGACGUCAAUAUACCUUGACCUUAACGUUAAAACUUACGUGGAUUUUGUAUUGAUGGAAAUAGACAACAGCUAGUCUAAAGAACAAGAUUAGUCACUGUCAGAGACAACUUUAAGCAGGAUUUUAAAUUCAUUUAUGCCAAGCUUUGCAAGACUUAAAUUUCAUACUAAAUGGAAAAAGAAACAUGAAUAUUAAGUAUGUUACAUGCCUAACUGUAAAAAAAUACUUAAUAUAAGGCAUGUACAUACUGGAUUUUCUAUCCAUUUUCGUUUUUGUAUUGUUCUCAAUAGAGGACUAUCUACGUAUAUAUCAUGGUGUUUUUGAUAUGGGCUAUUUUUAAAUGCAAAACGUUGAAUAAAAUAUGCACAUCUCUUAUUAAGUUUUUACUCCAUUUUAUAACUUUAAUCAUAAAAGACAUUAAAAUGACUAAUAUUUUUUAUGAACUUUUUAGUGUAAGAGCGUUUCCACAAUCCGAUCCGAUAACUUUGGUACAGUUGAUGUAUGAAAUGUAUAUCGUUGCUCAUAACGUGGAAACGUAGGAGGAUGUUAAAUGCUGCUACUCGCGCCCGCUUUAAGACUAAGUCGGUCUACUUUGUGGUCUUUAUCAUGAUGUGGCAUGUCACGUAUAACUUGGUGCAGCUAUCUUUGGCCUUGUGUAUUAAUUACUAAUUGAAUUAUGCGAACAAACUUUACUUUAACAUUAGUCACACAAGAAUUCUGUGCUAGGGCUGUUCCUUUGAUUUGUAUGAAAUAUGUCACGUAAUUCACAUUGCAGGCUUGUAUUAAAGGAUCAAAGGCACGUGCCUGGUAUGAAUUUCAUGUGUGGCUAAUGCUUUAGCAAUAAAAAUCCCUAUUAUUUCAUUAAAUUAGUUAUAUGUAGUUCCUCAAACUGGCAGCGCCAAUUUAUACUCGUGUCACUAUCUUGUCCCUCGCCGUGCAUACCUCAUGUUGAGAUCGAUUAUACCUUGCUUGUGUGGGGGUAAAAUAAUUCUCAUUAUAGGACUGAUAAACCUGACACUACCAAGAAUCGGUUUAUAAAUGGGGGGAAAUAAAUGAAUUUUAUUUUUAUUGUAACCUCAAAUUGAUGUAUAAUAGGGGGCAUUAUUUAAUGUGGACCUUCCGGGCAAAGGUGUCGGCAAGGGAUGCGUUGACCGCGUCUGCGUUCCCUUCGAUGUGCUGUUUUGAUCCCGAUAUGUGAAAAUAUACUCGUUGAAUCUUGUUUUUAAAAUGAAAUUCUUUUGUCUAUAAUUACACUAAUUUGUAUUCAUAACAUUUUGUCACAGGUAUACUUGUGCCUUUUUCAGUUGUAGUAAACCUAAUAAUGUUGAUUUUCAAAUAAAUCCAGUACUGUCAAGACAUUAGACAAUACACAGGCAUAUUUUGAGGAUUUUGAAAGUGUUUAUACAUGUAGCAAUUUUUUCACAUUUCGAGAUCUAAAAAAGAACGUCGCGUAAUUAGGUAGUGUAAAAUGUGAUUUAUCUAGUGUAUAUACGUUAGGCGGUAUCAGUGGUGUACAUUUUAUUUUAAUGAUACAAAAGUAUAGCUAGAUUUUGUGAUCGCGUAGCGUUUUGUACUGGUAUUAAAUUUAGAUCGCUUUUAGUUUAGUUGACAUUGGAAGGGCGAUUUGUUUGUGUUUUACGUUUGUAUAAAGGUGCUCCGUUGAACAAUUAUUAUAAUUGAUACCUCCUUGCUACAGCAACAAAUUAUUUAUGUAUAUAGACUGUCGAUUAAAUUAUUUUUACAAAAUACGUACGUAUAUUUUUUGUUGGAACUAAAUUGUAAAAAAAGAUAGGUGUGUUUUUAAGACUCCCAAACAGUUGCCUAAUUGAGAUCGACUAUUUGCUUUAGCAAGAUAUCCGUUCUUAACGUAUAUCUCAUGGCUAUAUGUAACAAAAUUUUGACUGAAAUAAUUAUGGCCUGUUUGGAAGACUUUCCUAUCAAUUUAUUUAUACUUAUAUAAUAUAUUCUCGUUCAAGAUUUUUUUUAAAUUAUAUUUAUUUUCUUUUAUCUAGGAUUUACUAUAAGAUUUGUAAUAAAUCAUUGUUACACAAAAUGCAGUGCAGUUAUUUUAUUCUUUAAAAUAUUUUAACACUUAGAUGGUUGUGUUGGCUAUUUAUUUUGUUUAAUUUUAAUUUUAUUUAUAUACCAAAUACAAUUAUAAUGUGGUACUGUUUCGAGGUCCCUGCGAACUGAACUUUAUUUUAUGAAUAUAUAGACAUGAAAUUUACCACAAUAGGUACAAAAUUGUUUAGAUAAUAAUAAUUGUUACUUAGAAUUAUUUGAAAAAAAGUUCGUAGCGACCUCGCCACAGGUAGGGGCUUUAUUUUAAAUAGUUUUAUUAUGUGUAGUGAUAAAAAUGUCCUUGUUUAUUGUACAACAGUGACCUUUUAAAAAAGAAUAGGAGAAGUGCUGCUUCUUAUGAUGUAUGUAGCAAUAAUCAAUCACAAUAAUAUAAUUAUUGUGAUUGAUGUUGAUUUAAUAAUAGUGUCACUUCCACUAGAGUAGUCACUAUUCAAAACUAACAUUAUUGAUCUAUUUUAAGCCAAUUACUGGCCAAAAUACAACAAAAAAUCGAACAAACAAUAUUGCAAUUUAGCAUUUUUAAUUUCAUGAGUAAUUGUGAUAGUAAUUUUAACUUUUAUUUAUACCUGAAAAUUACUUUUUUGUCUGCCCUAUUCCGACAGCUAAGACGCGCGUCCUAUUCCUAUUUAAGAUGCAUUUUAUAUUUGUAUCACUACACUAAAUAAAACUGUAAAAGUUUAAAAUAACGACGGGUUGUAGCAAUAACCAUUGACGUUCAUAAUUAGUCUUCCGUUUUGUUUUGUACUUAUCAGGAAUUCGGUGCUUUGCAUUACGUAUAUACAGUUCCGCUGAUGUUAUAUCGGUUACAAGCUAAUGCUCGCCAUUUUGUAAAUAAAUUUUGUUUCAUUAGUGAUAUUGAAAUCAGGUUAUGUAAUAUUGCAAUUUUUAUACAAAAAUGCAAAUAAAUUAUAAGAA